AUGGAGCACGCUAGACCUCCAGCAGAAUUAAUUUUACAAGGUGGGCCGGCGGCGCGCGCAGACGCCUGGCGAAAGUGGUAUAAACAGUUUCAAGUCUUUUUGAAAGCGUCGGGAGUACACAAAAGUACAAAAGAUGUACAAAGCAGUCUGUUAGUGAAUUUAAUAGGCCCGGAAGGUUACGAUGUGUAUACUACGUUUAAAUUUACGAAAGAUGAGGACGCCGAGGAUAUCGAGAUUUUGGUGAAAAAAUUUAAUGAACACUUUGGAUCGAAGCAAAAUACGACGAUCACCAGAUUUAAAUUUUUUACGCGAUCUCAAAACCGAGGGGAGUCCAUAGACGAAUAUGUCACUGCACUUAAAUUGUUGAGUCAGUCCUGUGAGUUCGAACAUUUAGAAGACGGCUUGAUACGCGAUAGAAUAGUUUGUGGAGUAGCGGAUGGCGUCGUGAGGGAAAGAUUACUCAGGACCGAGGAUCUUACGCUGGCUAAGGCAGUAAAAAUAUGUCAGGCAAAUGAAAUGUCUAACGAGGAGACUCAGCAGAUAGAAGAAACAAAAGGCGGAUCGGCGGAGCCGGAGCCGGGAGCGUCGGGCCUCGCGGUGGACGCCGUGGCGGGCGCGUGGGGCAACGGGCGGCGCGGUCGCGGUCGCGGCGGCCAACAGCGCCCCCUGCCGGCGGCGCGUCGGCGCUCCGAAGUUUCGCCGCGAUUUUAUAAAAAAGUAAUGCAAUUAAACGAAAGUUACGAAAGUGAUAGUGAUAAGGAUCUUUAUCAUGUUUCGACUCUUCGUGAAAAGUGUAAGGACAACAAGUAUGGCGGCAAAUGGUAUGAAUAUUUAAUUUUAAAUUGUAAUGGAAAUCGCGAGUUAUUUAAGUUAGAUACGGGUUCAGAUCUAAAUGUUAUUUCUAUAGAUACGUUUAAAAGACUAGGAUGCGACUUUGCUAUUUUAUAUUCAGAUAACACAAGAGCGCAGUCAUUUUGUGGUAAUUACUUAACUGUUGUCGGAGCAUGUGAUUUGUCAUGGACAUACAAAAGUCGUACAUAUAAUUUGCAUUUCAUUGUUACUAAACAUAAUUGUCAAAGUGUACUCGGUAAAAAUGCUUGUGAAGAAUUAGGUAUGAUAAGGCGUAUCCAUACUAUUGACAUUACAUCUUACGACGAUUUGUUCAAGGGGUUGGGCAAGUUACCGGGUAAAUAUAAAAUUGUAAUCGAUGAGAGUGUACAACCGUCGAUAUGUCCUGUUAGAAAAAUACCUAUAGGUGUUAGACAAAAGUUGUUAGUCGAAUUGAAUCGCAUGACGGAGUUAGGCGUGAUACGAAAAGUUUCUCAUCCGACGGAGUGGGUUAACGCGAUAGUGGUGGCCGCCAAGAAGGACGGCGGCAUUCGCGUGUGUCUUGAUCCGCGUCCGCUCAACAAAGCCGUGCGCCGCGCACACUAUCCGUUGCCCACGCUCGCGGAGAUAGCUUGCAGGCUGCAAGGGGCCACCGUUUUCAGCAAGCUCGACGCGCGCUCGGGUUUCUGGAUGUGUGAGAUCGAUGAUGCGAGCGCCGAUUUAUGUACCUUCGGGACGCCUUUCGGGCGUUACCAGUUCUUGCGCUUACCGUACGGAAUUAAUUGUGCACCGGAAGUUUUUCAUUCAAAAAUUCGACAGAUUCUAGAGGAUUUAGAAGGCGUUGACUCGUUCGUAGACGAUAUUGUCGUUUGGGGCGUAAAUAUCGAAGAACACGAUAGGCGCUUAAAGGCCCUUCUCGAUAGGGCCAGAGAAGUAGGUCAUACUUUCAGCGCUAGCGGCAUGCAAAUAGAUAAGAGUAAAUUAAGGGCUAUUACGGAUAUGCCACCACCUAAAGAUAGGCCGUCUUUGGAACGUUUUUUGGGCAUGGUUAAUUAUUUAUCGAAAUAUAUACCGAAUUAUUCCGAGGAAGUUUAUCCGUUGAGAUGUUUGUUAAAAAAGGAUAGCGUGUGGUGCUGGGACAGGGUACAGGAGGCGGCGGUGACGCGCGUCAAGCGGCUGCUGAGCGGCGCGCCCGUGUUGGCGUUGUACGAGACGCGCGCGCCAGUACUGGUGUCGGUGGAUGCGAGUGCGCGCGCGCUCGGCGCCGUACUGCUGCAGCGAGGUCGUCCCGUCGAGUUUGCCUCCAUGACGCUCAACGAUACGCAAUGUCGCUAUGCGCAGAUUGAAAAGGAAUUACUGGCUAUCGUUUUUGCGUUGGAGCGGUUCCAUCAAUAUGUUUUCGGUAGGUCGGACGUUACGGUGGAGACAGACCACAAACCAUUAGAAUCCUUGUUUAAGAAAUCUUUGGACUCGGUGCCGGCUCGCCUCCAACGCAUGAUGUUGAGGGCACAAGCUUAUGAUUUUAAAGUUGUAUACAAGCCCGGAAAGUAUAUGUAUAUUGCGGAUACACUGUCGAGAGCGCCGCUAGGAGAAAUAUUGUCGGAUAACAUUAGUAACGAAGUCGAGGAGCAGACCUGUUUUUUGUUAGAAAAUGUCAGAUUCAGUAGUGAAAAAACAAAACUUGUUAAGGAAUUUACAGCCAAAGAUGAAGAGUGUCAACUUUUAAUAUCGUAUAUAGGUAACGGUUGGCCAGACAAUAAAUACGAAGUCGAUGAACGUGUUCGCGCGCAGUGGUCCUACAGGGAAUUAUUUGAAUACGUCGAUGGCAUAAUUUUUAAGGACAAUCUUGUGUAUAUACCGCGCGGUCUGCGUAAGGAGAUGAUAGAUCGCGUUCACGACGGGCACAUGGGCAUAGACCGUUGCAAGCGGCACGCGCGCGAAGUCAUGUUCUGGCCGGGCAUGUCGCGCGAUGUCGAGCAGCGCGUGCGGCGCUGCGCAGCGUGUACAGAGCGCGCUCCGCGCCCCCCGCGUGAACCCCUCUUGUUUCAUCACAUACCUGAUAUACCCUGGGUCAAGGUAGGUUCAGAUAUUUUUCAAAUAGGAAAAAACUAUUAUCUUAUAUUAGUGGAUUACUUUUCGAAUUUUGUUGAGGUAGUUAUGUUAACGAAUAUUUGUAGCAGAUCAGUUAUCGGCGCUUUAAAGGAGCAAUUUGCUCGACACGGCAUUCCGGCCCAUCUGGUGACAGACAACGGGCCCGCUUACGCGUCGAAAGAGUUCGCAUCGUUUUGUAGGACGUGGGGUUUUGAUCAUAUCACGACGUCGCCCCAUUAUCCGCAGUCGAAUGGACGGAGUGAGAGAACUGUUAGAACCGUAAAAGAAAUGUUAAAGAAAUCGUAUUUGUCGGGCACUGAUUUUUAUCUAGGAUUAUUAAAUUUUCGAGCGACACCGCGUGACGGCAUCGCUUCACCUUCGGAAUACGACUGGCACUCCAGGGCGCUCCCGGAGCUGCAGGCCGGGCAGGAGGUGAUCAUCGCGGACGGAGUGAGUCGGCGCAGGCGCGGCCGUGUGCAGGCGCGCGCUGCGCAACCACGAUCUUACUUUGUUAGUGAUGCCGCGGGCAGGUGUUACAGACGUAAUAGGCGGCAUUUGAUUAAUAUUGGUCAGCAGGGCAGUGCCUAUGGCGCUACUGAACCCACUGAGAGCGGCUGCAUCCCGGGAACGUCUAGCGCAGACUCGGCAUUACAACGCGACCUAGGUCCUAUUAUGAUUUUUUUUCAUUCGGAGCGUCGGAUCCUGGUCCAGGGGAUCGGGCAAGACCUCUCCCUGCCAGCAGUAGUGGUGGCGGCACUGGCGGGGAAGUUGCAAUGGUCGGCUCUUGUGGCGUUUUACGAGGUUGUCAUGCUCCAAAAAGAAAACGUUGAGUGUGAGCGUGAGCGCGAACGAACCCCGCUCGGGGAUGUAAAAGGCGAGGCGUUUCUACUGGGCGCUUUGGUCUGUCAGCCCCGUAGUUCCAGGCAAAAAAAGGUCCUAUUAUGA
Papilio machaon (common yellow swallowtail) is the source of this 3864-nucleotide messenger RNA. RefSeq lists its product as uncharacterized. The coding region runs from base 1 to 3864 and encodes 1287 amino acids. The transcript has 5 exons. Gene Ontology annotation, molecular function: nucleic acid binding. Gene Ontology annotation, biological process: DNA integration. The record is from RefSeq and is a predicted model, not a curated record. NCBI's taxonomy places the organism in Eukaryota, Metazoa, Arthropoda, Insecta, Lepidoptera, Papilionidae.